AUGAACGCGCACACCAUCCUCGCUCUUGCCGCUGUCACCUUCGCUGGCUCUGUCACUGCCGACACGUGCUCGUCCACGCAGCAGAAAUCCGCAUACGUGACGCUCGCCAGCGUGUUGUCGCUCAGCCCCUUCCAGGGGUGCGCGACCGACUCUGGCUACAGCCUCAUGUACUCAACCUCGCUACCCUCAAACGACGAGUACGUCAAAAUGUGCGCGUCGACGAACUGCCAGUCGCUGAUCAAGUCCAUCAUCUCGCUCAACCCGCCCGACUGUACCAUGUCGGUACCGACGAGCGGCCUCAACGUGAACGUGCACGAGCUGGCGAACGGCUUCUCGUCCAAGUGCUCGUCGCUGUCGACCAGCUCGCCCUCUGUUACGACCGCAGCGCCAACUGCGACGACCGCUACGCCGACUGCGACGGCUGCCACCCCGACGGCGACGGCGCCUAAAUCGUCCAACUCGACUGCUGGCUCCAGUACGUCACCGACGAAGGCCCCGAGUGCUACGACUGCCGCCCCUACCUCGGCUCGUGCCUGCUAA
This is a messenger RNA of Phytophthora sojae, 540 nucleotides long. RefSeq names its product elicitin (gene SOJ3X). Lineage: Eukaryota; Oomycota; Peronosporomycetes; Peronosporales; Peronosporaceae. The record is from RefSeq and is a predicted model, not a curated record. Gene Ontology annotation, cellular component: extracellular region. Bases 1 to 540 code for a protein of 179 amino acids. The transcript has a single exon.